GACCGACCGCUUCUUCAGUGGCUCGAGGAUGCGAACGAUUACCUCGACGAGCUGUUGCGCCUCGAGGGGCGCGGCAGUUUCACUAGCGGCGUUUGUCCGGGCGGCUGCACCGAACCAGCAAUGUUCAGGUGUGAUGAUUGCCUCGAUUGUCGUCUCCACUGCCAGUCAUGCACGGUCGCGUACCACGGCCGUCACCAUCUUCAUCGGAUACUGCAAUGGGACGGCGACCACUUCAGUCGAGUUACCCUGAAGUCGCUCGGUCUCCGUAUUCAGCUCGGCCACGAGCCCGGAGACAGUUGUCGCUGUCCCGAGCCUGCGUUCGGGGACGACUUCGUCCUGGUCGACAUGUCUGGGGUUGUCCCACUUGGGGUAGACUUCUGUGGGUGCAGCUACGCUCUCCCACAUGCUACACAACUCCUUCGAACACGCUGGUAUCCUGCCACCUCUAUCAAUCCGAAGACCGCCGCUACUUUCCAAGUCCUCGAACAUUUCCAGCUCCUUUCCGCUUACUCAAAGAUAUCGGGAUGGGAGUUUUAUACGUCAUUGGUCCGCCGCACCGAGAACACUGGUGUUCAUCCCCCCAAGGACCGUUAUCAUGUAUUCAUGAGGAUCAUACGUGAAUGGCGCUACCUCAAGUCGAUCAAACGCGCGGGUUGUCGGCACGACGCCGAUGGCGUCAGUUCCAGGGAGCUCGGCUCAUGCGCGGUUGUGUGCCCCGCUUGCCCGCAACCGGGCAGGAACCUUCCAGACGGGUGGGAGGACGCACCUAAAAGUAAAGGUAGGUGGCUCUACAGGCUCUUUAUCGGGAUAGACGCCAACUUCCGGCUUAAGCGGAAGAAGGUCUCGUCGGACUUGCUUGAUCCUAGUCUCAACGAGGGCUCCUCUUACAUGGUGAGGGAGACCACGUACAAGGAUCACCUCGCCACCUUCGACACGCUACACGCCGACCCGUCCGAUCACUGCAACAAUCACGAUGCGGUCAAGCUUGCGACACUCAAGAGUGCUGCCGGCCUCGCGGCUUCGGGUCUUGCCACGGUCGACUGCGCGAGGCACGACAUGAAGCGCCCUUGUUCGUCUGGUGAUCUCCAGAAAGGCGAGCGUUUCGUUAACAUCGAUUACCUGCUGUAUUCGUCUCUGCGUCGUAAUGCACCGCGAGAGAUCGCCGCGUCGUAUGACAUCGCUUGUCAUUACGACCGGAAGAUCGAAGGCCGGUUCGAGACCUACGGCUUCGACACCUCCGCGCAUACCAUUACCUGGGCUAUCCCAAAGUUCCACAUCAAUGCCCACCGCGAGCAAUGUCGCGCAGACUAUAAUCUACAUUUCCUGCCGUUCUCGGCGCGCAACGAUGGCGAGGCUCCGGAGCGAGGGUGGGGGAGGACGAACGGAGCUGCGGCGAGUACGAAGGAGAUGGGCCCCGGAUCGCGCCGUGACUUUCUCGAUGACAUCUUUGCCCACCAUAACUGGCAGAAGGUUUCUGGCCUGCCUUCGUCAUUGCUCGGGAAGGUCAAGAACGCUGUCACCGAGCGUGAAGCUCACGUCGCUGCGUUUGAGGAGUAUACCGCGUCUCUGCCCGCUGACACCGCGGAGCUGUGGGAGAGCAAUGUCGUGUCGUGGGAAGCCGAUCGCUCAAGCCCAAACCCGUUCCUCAUCAAGCGGCCAACCAUCACUCAGGCCGCGGUGAAGCGGCAGCUCACAGAAGAGGACGCGCUCGCUUUGAAUGAAGGUCGGACAACUUCUCUGCACGAGAAGUUGUCCGAAAGCGGUGUAGUGAUCACCGGAAUCGAGCUCGAGGACCAGCAGAUCCGUCUCAAGGCCGACUAUCAUGCUCUCCACCUCCACGCUACUGACUUGCAGCGCGCACGCCUCCAGGAACGUCAGAACGUUCUGCGCCGCCGGAUCGAUGCAUGGGCCGGGAUUCAGCAGCUGUACAUGCCCGCUAUCGCUUCGCGGCGCGCGCGGAUGAUGGCCGAAUCUGAGUCGGCAUCCUUGGCGUUCAAUAUCCCCCUGCUGCUCCCGUCCGCAGCCCAUCCGGCCAGUCCUUGCUCUACCACCCUGUUUGAACACGAGUGGCGCCUCCGGUACGCUCAGGCCUUCGACACUCUCGACGACCUUCGGGGCCACCUCGAGGUGCGCACGCACCUGUACAAGUUCAAGGAUCGGUUCGCCCGCGGCCAGCGCCCGAACACACGCGCCAUGACGAUCGUCAAGCAGGUCGAGAGUAAAGUCGCCCUCGACGCCACCCGGUAUCGCCUUGCGCGUGCCGCCCUCCACGACCUCUGCGGCGUCCUGUGCAAGACGGGGUGGCAAGAGCAACUCCGCAAGUUAGAGGAUGGCGAUAUUCGCCAUAUCACCGACGGCGCGGACGGACAGUCCGAAGGGCGCCGAACCAUAUCGUGGAUCUGGACGGUAUCCAGCUCGCAGGGUGAGGAGCCCUCGAAUGAGCGCGUCGCUGCUACGUUGCGUGCAGAAUGGUGCAAGGCGCGGGCUCGGGCUCGACGUUGGUCGGAGGAGGUCGACCUCCUCCUCGAGGAGAUGCGGCGGGUGAUCGCGUAUCACGAGUGGGAGUGCGCGCGUUGGACCUCGUUAGUGGACACGCGCUUCGCUGGUGGCGACCGCGCGGAUUACCGCGAGGGAUUUAACGCGUACGCGACCCGGCAAGCCGCCAUUCGUCGCUCCAUGCGCGACUUCUGCCGCAGGGGAUGGCGAGAUGUCCCUGACUGGGUAGAGCUGAGCGGAGAGACUUCCGAGCUUGCUACUGUACUGCGGGGUUCGCUUUUGGAGACAGGUGACGGUGACUCGGUGUUUGAUAUGAUGCAUGGUAGUUCCUCGUCCCUCGCAGUCCAGGUUUAG
This is a messenger RNA of Trametes versicolor FP-101664 SS1, 2850 nucleotides long. RefSeq lists its product as uncharacterized. The transcript has 9 exons. The annotation marks the transcript as partial. The record is from RefSeq and is a predicted model, not a curated record. Lineage: Eukaryota; Fungi; Basidiomycota; Agaricomycetes; Polyporales; Polyporaceae.